AAAAAUUAUUGGAAAUCAACAAGUACAUACAUACACAGUAGCUUCAAAAGCUCCACACAUAUUCCUCAUCACUUACCCUUUUCAUUCUUUCGCUCGUUAACUAAUUACUCUCAACUACAUAAACACUGCAACAGUGUAUAUUUUCAACCGGACAGAUGUCCAAUUGAGGCCGAAUGGAUAGACGAACGUAUGAAUCGCCCAUGGACUGGGAAUAUCAGAAUCAUGGCCCCAUGGAUCCAUCAAGCCCAUUUGCGCAGUCUACGAAACAGAUGCAAGCGAAGAACAUCUUUGGUUCGAAUAUCAACGGCAGUAAUAACAACAACAACUCCUUCAGCCAUAAUCCAUUCCAGCGCACGCAGAGCAGCACACCUUCCCCGUCUAAACCUCUACCUCCCACGCCGCCAAACCAAUCGUCUAUCUUCACUGGCUCGUCAUUUCAGAGAGCAACUACGGCCACGCCAUUCCGCAAUCCCGCCUUUACAACACCGAGCAAACCUUUCGAUGUAGAUGCGCUAUCAGAGUUUGAAUCUAGUCCGGCCGGUACCGACGUCUCGGACUUCCCAGACACCCCUGACAACGACAAUUCAUACGACAUUUCACGAAUGACUGUAACACCGUCCACAGUAGGCAGGCAUAGAUCCAAGAAGACGCCCGGGAAAGGAGAGCUGGCCAAGACCAUGUUCUCGUCGCGAGACAAGGUGCGUAAGAGGAAGCGAUACAAUGCCGACAAAGACGUUAGCGGUUAUCGUCUACCAUAUCGCCGGGAGUUUGAAUUUGACGAAUCGGAUUACGAGUCUGACGAGAGCACCUUCCAGCCGGGGAAGCCCCGUAAAGAUGGGACGAAGCGCAACCAGGAAGGCUGGCUCGGAUCGUUCCUAGCCACAGUCCAGCGACAUCCAUACGCCCCUAGUAUUCUAGGUUAUUGGGUGACUUUCGCAUUCAACCUCGUCUGCGUAACGGGCGCCUGUUGGAUCGGUUGGACUAUCAUCGGCGGUUUGCGCCAAGAUUUUUCUACCGUGAGACAAUCAGCAAGAGCCGAUAUACUGGCCGAAAUCGAUGGAUGUAGAUCCCAAUACUUAGAAAACAAGUGCCAUCCAAUAGAGAAGCGAUUGCCAGCAGUUUACCAAUUUUGCGAGGACUGGCUAGUUUGCAUGAACCAGAAUCCGGAUUACGUAAAGCAAGUCUCGAACGGCGCGAAAGAGAUGGCCAGCAUCCUAAACGGUAUCGUUGACACUAUGUCUUACAAGACUAUUAGCUUGCUUAUCCUUUUAUUCACCAUCUUCAUAUUCAGCGGAAGAUCGUUGUACAAGAGUACAAAUGCUUUCACGGAUCUUCAGCCACAUCCAGCAGCACCUUUCCCUUCUCAUCAUCCAGGAGACCAGCACAGCAUAAGGCCUUCCUCGCGACAAGUAUAUUGGCAAGCAAUACCUCAAACCCCGCGUCGCUCGAACAGUCGGCACCUGCUAGCCAACGACGAUACCCCUGAUACGGAUGAAAUGCCUAGGUUCCAGGCUCUCCCACCUUUGGAAACGCCGAUGUCGCGACGAAGUCCGUCUAAGGGUGAGAGAGGUCGAAGUCCCACCAAGAGUAGGAGCCCUACCAAGAGGUAUUAAGUCCAAACGCAAGAUGGGAUGUACAAUAUUCAUGUAAAGAGCGAAUACUUUCCCUGCUCUCAUUAACGAUCUUGCAUUGGCAGGCAGGCUUGGGUUGAACGUGUCGACAGGAGCUAGCAUACGGCAGGCGAGGGUGACUUGCAGAUUAAUGAGUUCAUAGGCAUUGGGUAUAGCGAAUAAUCAGAUUCCGCUAAUUACCAAGCAUUCCGAGGACCAACUCUGGUCCUGCCUGAUAUCUAUUUCUAGCAUCUACGGUAUUCUAGAAAUCAUUGCAAUUCGCAUGUCCCUAACAAUGGAAGUUUUACUUGAACUACCUAGUACGUACUGUUG
Messenger RNA from Annulohypoxylon maeteangense, 1943 nucleotides. RefSeq lists its product as uncharacterized. Gene Ontology annotation, cellular component: nuclear membrane; nuclear envelope. Bases 174 to 1613 code for a protein of 479 amino acids. The transcript is spliced from 3 exons. The record is from RefSeq and is a predicted model, not a curated record. Gene Ontology annotation, biological process: nuclear envelope organization; lipid homeostasis. Lineage: Eukaryota; Fungi; Ascomycota; Sordariomycetes; Xylariales; Hypoxylaceae.